AUGGUUCGUCUCUUUGAUUUCAAGUCAAACAAGCACUUCGUUGCUUCCUCUGACAAAAGUACCCUCAAAGUCUACGAGUUGAGCAACCCAACCAUUUACCCUUCUUACAUCCGAAAGGCUCACUGGAAGGAAGUUGGCAACAUCAUUCCCCGUGAUCACUAUGAUAGUGAUGAAGGUGACAACUAUAGUAGUUCAGGAACGAAUGAGUCAUCCUACGACGGGAUGAUGUUCUUCGACGGUCAGGCAGAUAUCAAGGGAAGGGAGGUCCUGACCAAGCUGGCCCAGCACCUGGCUCGGCUGCGACUGAUGCAUGGCGGGCCUCACCACGUGGCCACGCUGCCUUUUGAAAUACACCAUGCCGAGUCGGGAGAAGCAGCUGCCACGACAGCGACGACAGGAGGGGUGAGCAAGGAGAAAUACGAGGAGUUAAAGAGAACGUUGAAAAAGAAGGAGGAGGACCUGGAGAAGCUUAGGGAGGAGAUGGAGGAACAGGACGAUGAGCUUCAGAAGCUGAAGGAGGAGAUGGAGGGGGCGAGCGAAAAGCACGAGGCGGAACUACGAGAGCUGGAGGAGAAGAAGGACGAGGAGCUGCGAAGGCUGGCGAAUAAAAGAAAGACGAACUCGAGACGCUGA
This is a messenger RNA of Linum tenue, 633 nucleotides long. NCBI's taxonomy places the organism in Eukaryota, Viridiplantae, Streptophyta, Magnoliopsida, Malpighiales, Linaceae. The record is from the annotation of a GenBank genome assembly.